Messenger RNA from Gavialis gangeticus (Gharial), 2031 nucleotides. RefSeq names its product galactosamine (N-acetyl)-6-sulfatase (gene GALNS). NCBI's taxonomy places the organism in Eukaryota, Metazoa, Chordata, Crocodylia, Gavialidae. The transcript has 14 exons. The record is from RefSeq and is a predicted model, not a curated record. Gene Ontology annotation, molecular function: N-acetylgalactosamine-6-sulfatase activity; arylsulfatase activity. Bases 16 to 1572 code for a protein of 518 amino acids.
CGGGGCGCGGUUGCCAUGGAGACCGGCCUGCCCCGGCCCGCCUGGCUGUGCCUCUGUUGGGCCCUGCGCCUGGCGGCGGGGGGCGCCCCCCCCAACCUGCUCCUGAUGCUCAUGGAUGACAUGGGCUGGGGCGAUUUGGGAGCAUUUGGAGAGCCUUCUGAAGAAACCCCUAAUUUAGACCAGAUGGCUGCAGAAGGGAUGCUCUUCCCAAAUUUCUACACUGCUAACCCUCUGUGCUCCCCAUCCAGGGCAGCUCUGUUGACUGGCCGCCUCCCUAUCAGGAAUGGCUUCUACACCACAAAUGCACAUGCUAGAAAUGCCUACACACCACAGGAAAUAGUAGGGGGAAUCCCAGAUUCUGAGCUACUGCUUCCAGAGCUGCUGAAGAAAGCAGGAUAUGUCAAUAAGAUCAUUGGCAAAUGGCAUUUGGGUCACAGACCCCAAUUCCACCCUCUGAAGCAUGGGUUUGAUGAGUGGUUUGGGUCCCCGAACUGCCAUUUUGGACCGUACAAUAACAAGGACUUCCCAAACCUCCCUGUGUAUAGGGACCAGGAAAUGAUUGGCAGAUAUUACGAAGAUUUCAAAAUUGAUCUGAAGACAGGGGAGGCGAACUUAACUCAGACCUACUUAAAGGAAGCUCUUGAUUUUAUUAACAGGCAGCAAGCCAGUCAGCAGCCUUUCUUUCUGUACUGGGCAAUUGAUGCCACUCAUGCGCCUGUGUAUGCCUCCAAAGAUUUCUUGGGCACUAGCCGGAGAGGGCUGUAUGGAGAUGCUGUGCGAGAAAUUGAUGACAGCAUUGGAAAAAUCCUAAAACACCUUCAGAAGCUGGGCAUCAGCAAGAACACGUUUGUGUUUUUCACGUCUGAUAAUGGGGCUGCCCUAAUUUCGGCUCCUACACAGGGGGGUAGCAAUGGGCCUUUUCUAUGCGGAAAACAGACAACGUUUGAAGGUGGCAUGAGAGAGCCAGCUAUUGCAUGGUGGCCUGGCCGUAUACCUGCAGGACAGGUGAGUCAUCAGCUGGGUAGCGUGAUGGAUCUCUUCACCACCAGCCUCUUGCUGGCAGGAUUGCAGCCUCCCGAUGACAGACAGAUUGACGGCAUUGACCUUCUACCUGCUGUCCUGCAGGGCAAGCUAAUUGACAGGCCGAUAUUCUAUUACCGUGGCAACGAGAUGAUGGCAGUAAGAGUUGGGCUUUACAAGGCUCACUACUGGACUUGGAGCAACUCCUGGGAGGAGUACAGUAAGGGCAUCGAUUUUUGUCCUGGACAAAACAUCUCAGGAGUGACAACGCAUACUCAAGAGGAACACACCCUUCUGCCACUGCUUUUCCAUUUGGGGAGGGACCCUGGGGAGAAGUAUCCAGUACGGUUUGCCAGCCCUGAGUACGAAGCAGUUAUGAAACGAAUAUCCCCCAUCGUUGACCAGCACAAGGCGACCUUGGUGCCAGGAGAACCACAGCUGAACGUAUGCGACAGGGCCAUCAUGAAUUGGGCCCCUCCAGGCUGUGAGAAGCUGGGAAAGUGCUUGAAAUCUCCCACUUCCAACCCUACCAAGUGCUUCUGGCCGCACUGAUAUUUGCUCCAGGGCACCAGAUCUGGUCAAGAUGUGAAACGAACUGAGGUCACGGUUCAUGGCACCUGUCUUCCCGUAUUGACACUCGUGUGUUUGUGCCUUGGAAAGGAGCGAUGUCAGAUAUCAUCGUUUGCUCCUCCAAAAGGAUCAGUGUUACAGCCUCACUUCUCAGGGCAAUAGCAAUUCUCUUCUGUUGUUUGAUUAGGCCUCCCUCUUAGCAGAUGAAAUGACAUGUUGCUGCAACCCAUAGCACGUUGUCAGUAAUGGGUUUGUUUUAAAUGAUGCAAGAGGCAGUUUCUCCCCAAUUACAGUUCUCCCCUUACCUCAGAGAUAAAGCAGACGGUCUCUUGUCUUGCUGCUUUCUCUCCCUGUUCUCUUGAGAACUCUUCAUAGAGAUGCCCUGAAGUACAAAGACCCAGAGGAGGAGCACAUAGAUAAAAGGUGUCAAUUUUGCUUUGA